Molecule: messenger RNA, 6435 nt
Organism: Penicillium waksmanii
Lineage: Eukaryota; Fungi; Ascomycota; Eurotiomycetes; Eurotiales; Aspergillaceae
Gene: atg2
Exons: 4
Coding region: 1-6435 (2144 amino acids)
Biological process (GO): autophagosome assembly; reticulophagy; piecemeal microautophagy of the nucleus
Cellular component (GO): extrinsic component of membrane; phagophore assembly site
Molecular function (GO): phosphatidylinositol-3-phosphate binding
Source: RefSeq, a predicted model, not a curated record
AUGGCAUCGUACCUCCUCCCGUCGUUCUUUCAGAAGCGACUGCUCAAAUACGCUCUCUCCCGCCUGGGCCUGUUCGACACAGAUGAUCUAGAUCCGGAUAAUUUGGGUAUUACUUGGGGUCAACGAAGUACAGUGGAGCUACGGGAUGUUGGCUUAAAGUUGGAGAAACUCGCAAGCUACUUACAGCUUCCGCCAACUUGCGAACUUCUCAACGCUCGGAUCCAGUCCCUUCGAAUCACCAUCCCGGCCGAUCUGAUCAACAGCGGUAUCGGCCUUGAAGCGAGCGGUAUCGAUCUACACCUUUGUUUAUCAUCCAAUGAACCGCCCCAAGAAAAACAUGGAAAUAGAAAACAGCAGGCAAUCCCAGUUUCGACAGGGCAUUCUCUUGGGGGGAAGCAGGCUCUGCCUACGCCAUCCAACCUCGCUGAAUCAUUCCUUGAGUCCGAGCCAAGAGAGGAGAAAGAGGAGCUAGAAGCCGCCAUCUCGUCACAAUCCCAUGUCUUUCAGCAUGGGUCCUCUUUCGGCGAAGAUGAUGAAGAGGAGGAAUUAGGUCUUGGGAAUGAAGAAACAUCUCUACCGAGUUUUGUUGCGGGGUUCCUUAAUGGCGUGAUGGAGCGGUUACAAGUUAGCAUCAAGGACAUUGUCGUGCGAGUAGACAUGGAGUUGAAGCAGGACGGUCCUUCCAAGAGACACCCUGAAGACAAGCCGGAUCUUGUCUCGGCCUUGUUGACGGUGGGACAGGUAGAUCUCCAUGGGGCCUCGGGAUCCGCUACUGGUCCAACUGAGUCGGCCCUAUUCCGGGACGGCAAAAGACUACUUUCCCUCACUGACAUUAAUAUUGGGCUCGUCUCGGACCCAGGUGUCUUUUCAAACUACUCACGAUUCACAGCCCCCGCCUCUCCAACUACUACCAUGCAGUCAAAGGCCAGUCAUUCAUCCAGUAGAGCUCCGUCACCACCUUCAUUGGACAACUCUGUUUCCGACCCCGGGCUCGCCAUGACGCGGUCAACCAUCUUUGAGCCCUCUCUUGGAUAUUAUCGUGGAGAGGGUAAUAUGGGGCAUGGGAUGGAGGAAUCAGGACACGAAAUGGAGGCAUCGGGGUUGGCCCAAGAUGGCCGAUUCUCGGAUGCAGACUCGGAUCACGAGAGAGGAUACGAGCGCAGUCUUGAUAACUCUCAGACUUUUGGAGACGACCCCUUCAACGACAAUCCAGGGUAUUUGGAUUCCGUAAUUGAUACCCAAUCCGACGAUUUCGAUGACGAACCACCUUUGGGCGCGUAUAUUGAAGAACAACACAUGGCAGAAACCGAGGGAAAUGACCAUUCCAUAAGACUUCCAUCACCUGUAAUGGAUGACCAAGCAGCAAGCUCCGGAGAUACUGAGCAUCGGGAGAUCGCGACGGCAUCUCCACGAGGAACUUUGGAAGAGUCUCAAGCUUACGCCUCACAAACCAUUAGUCGUUUUGGCAUCGAAUCCAAUGAGAAUACGCUUCUCAGCCAUCACGACGAUGUACAAGAGGACAUUUUGGCACACCAACCUCCUUACUCCUCGGAAGCCUCCCACCACUCGUUAUCCCGGUCAAACUCUGACAAUACAGCCUCCGAAGAGCCGACCCCUGGCGCCGAACUCACCGAGUCCAAGUUCUUUUCUCAUGAUGAGGCACAAAGUCUGUAUAUGAGCGCUAUAAGCCAAGGUGGCGAGGAAAGCUUCAUGCCGAAUAUGCCGGGCGCAUGGGACUCAUUUGGUCCUGGCCGAGUGUCAGAUCUUGAAACGAGCAGACGCAGCGAAACCCACGCCCCAACGGAGAUCAAUGCACCGAACCCAGCGGUUCAGGACGAAGCUAUCGCUUCCACGCCGAAGCAAACUAUGUCAACUGCGUCAUAUUUUAUUGAGCAACAGACUCCAGCCGAUAGCCGAUCAGAGUCUCAAUAUCCAAAUGUGGAAAAUGCAGAUCCGACUCCAUAUCCUACCCUGAACAAGAACAGCGAAAUGAGAAAGCCUGUUUUCAACGUUGACAAAAUCUCAAUCUGGCUACCAACCAUUGCAAGCCUAGAGAAAGCCAGUCCUGUGCCACUCAAGACGUCUAUGGAGCGGACGGACAGUGACUUGAAAGAUAUGGCUAGUAGCUCCCGCGGCCCUCUCCUCGAUGAAAGCCUUUUUUCCUCAAGAAUUUCCACGUCUGCUCGAUCUCCGCGAAUCUCAAGUGAAGCAGGCGCAUCCGAAACAGACCGCUCUGGCCAGCAGCAGGCCGAUACUGCAAUGGAGCGACUCUUCGAGCUACAAAUCGAAGUAUUCUCAAUGACUUCGAACUUUGACAUCGCAACGGGGUGGCUUGUCAUAAAAGCAUUGCAACGGCUGUCGAGUAUGAGCGAUGCAGGUUCGGAUAACAACCAACCCUCCAAACAAACUCCCCUGAACCAGCCUGCUAUGAGACCCGUCCUGGAUUUGCAAGUCCGCGAAUUCUCGGUCAAGUUUAUAGAGCAUGUAGCGGGAUAUCCUUAUCCUGAUAAUUCCGGCACCUUUCUACCACCUUCGUAUCCGUCAAUGGAAGAUAUCGUCCUUCAACUUACGGCAUCUGGCUUGAGAAUCAAUGCAUCAGCAACCGAUCAAAAAAUGAGCCUGAAACUCGAUGUUGGAAAGUUUGCUUUUGGAUUUGCCUCUCAGGACCUGGUGUCCUUCGACGAGUCUUUGAAAAUGCGCGAGUCCACUCGCGAUAUUAUGACACCCUCUCAGGCAGAUAUCUCACUCUCGUUGACCAAAUCUGCAGACGCUACACGAGUUGACUUGUCGACCCUUCCACUCCAUAUUAACAUGAAUAUUCAGAAUUUGGAGGAAGUACUGGGUUGGAUGGGUGGUUUGAGUACGAUCUUGGAACUCGGAAGCUCAAUUUCAUCAACCCCUACAAUGAAAGCAGCGCAUAAGUCUCCCAAAAAGCGCACAAGAGGUGUGCACUUCGAAACGCCUGGGCCGGCUCCACAGAAGGCCGCGUCUGCAUCUACCCCGUGGAAAGUCAACGCUCGACUCGGCGGAAUUGUCCUGGAAGUUGUCGGAGAGACGCAUUCUUUAAAGCUUAGCACUACAGCAGUCAAGAUUGUAAGCAGGUUCGAACUCCUCGGCCUUGCAAUUGAUCGGGCUGAGCUGAGAGGGCCCAUUCGGCUUGACGGGACUCGUGAUGCUCCUGCAAAGGUCAUUUUGGAUGGCAUCAGGGUUGAGUUCUUGUCGGCACCGAAGGAGAACGACCUUGGCCGCCUUUUGACCUUGAUCACUCCGUCCAAAAACAAGUAUGAUGACGACGACGACAUUUUGCUCGACACACUUUUGCGCCAGCGAAAGCAGGGCUCUGUUCUUCGUCUAGCAGUUACGCGCAUGAAGGCGACAAUUUCAAAUAUCGAGGACCUCGCCUCACUCUCAUCCCUUGGACAGGAAAUGGGACGACUGUCCAACGUCACAAAAUAUCUGCCUGAAGAUGAUCGUCCCGGUAUUUUGACUCUAACUAUGAUUCGCGAAUUUGAAGCGCUAGUCCAUGUUGGCGGAGAGGUCGGCGACUUGAACGCAUAUCUCACGGACGCCGAGGUUGCCUGGAUCAGUAUGCCCUCACUCACUGCGACCCAGGUUGGGACGAUCAAAAUUAUUCGAAACAACCACGAAGAGCUGGUCGGCGAAUCCUUAGUUACCGGCAGCGAUCAAAGCGUGGACGAUUCUCAGCCGCCCGUUCUCAUGGCUCGAUUCAUUCCUGAUGAGAUGGACCCCACUUUCAAAGUCAAACUGCAUCAUCUUAGAGUUGAAUAUACGGUCCCAUCGAUCAUGGCUUUCCUUGGACUAGGUCAAAAUACGACAGGUCGCGACCUAGCUGGCGAAAUGGCGAGUUCUAUAGCCAAUCUUGCAGAGCACUCGCCCCAUACAAUGGAAGAUUCAGUCAUUCAUCAGCCGCGACCAAACACCCCGCGACCAUCAAAGCCAACCAAACUCGCGGUAGUGUUUAUGGACUCUGUUCUAGGUCUGAAUCCGCGCAAUUCGCCGUCUAAAGGGCUCAUAGUGCUCACGAAUGCGAAAUUCAGCGGUGCUCUCCACACCGAUGAAUCCUCAGAUGCUAAUCUAGAGAUUGGGAAGGCAUCUAUUAUGAUCAUAGACGACGUGGCCAACGUUGGAACCGCGGAAAAUCUACACCAGCGUGCCUCAGCUUCUCCCCAGAGCAAACAUGUCCAGGGAUACAUUAAUCAGGGCUAUGUUCCUGUUUCUUCCAUUUCCUCCGCAAUGGCGGUUGUAAAGGUCAUGAAACUCGAUGAAGACGGGACUAAGUCUCUAGAUGUGGAAUUGAGAGAUGAUCUUUUGAUCUUGGAAACAUGUGCGGACUCGACACAGACACUCAUCAGUAUUUUGAAUGGGCUCCAGCCUCCGACACCACCAAGCAUCACUAAAAAGUAUCAAACCGAGGUCACACCAAUUCAAGACAUGCUGGCCUCCUUCUCGGGUAACGCCUUCGCCGCUGAUCCUACAAUACCUACCGAUGACAGCUCCGGGUCAGAAGCCCAUCUCGAGGGUAUCAUUGAGGAAGAUGAACUUAGCGAUGAACUGGAAUACGUCAGCGAUUUCUACCCUGGGAGGCAGACCGGAUCUGGUAGUGAUGAUGCAGAACUAGUCGGUGCACCUCACGACAACGACCUUCUUGGCAGUUUCCAUUCCCAGUAUCAUGUCGCUUCUAGUCUCUCGGAGCUUAAUUUCCAAGAUGACCAUUUCGCGAAGCAAUCUGCUGUUGGCGGUACGGCACACCGCUGGGACUCCACUCAUAAUACUUACGGUCUUUCAAACGAUACUAAGCUCCAACGGAGCCCUCUACGAGUACGCGUACGAGACAUGCAUGUUAUCUGGAAUCUGUUCGAUGGCUACGAUUGGCAACGGACACGAGACACCAUCUCCAAGGCCGUGAAGGAGGUCGAAAGCAAGGCAAUCGAGCGACGGGCACGCGCUUCUCGCAUGUCACCAUCAACCACGGAAGAUGAGGAAUCUGUCAUCGGUGACUUUCUCUUCAAUUCGAUCUACAUUGGAAUCCCAGCCAACAAGGACCCGCGUGAGCUCCAGCGUGAGAUUGAUCGUGAAAUCAACGAUCUCAACAGUGAGACAGAUAGCUAUGCCACAACCACGACUGUGACCGCCACAACCAGCCGACAGGGUAGAUCGAUUCCUCGAAGGGAGAAGAAAGGGCCUCGCCUCUAUCGCAGCAAGGCCCAUAAGAUGAGCUUCGAGCUACGCGGAGUCUGCGCUGAUUUAGUGGUAUUCCCGCAGGAUUCAGAAGAGACCCAGAGCUCCUUAGAUGUGCGCGUGAGAGACUUGGAAAUCUACGAUCAUGUUCCAACGUCAACGUGGAGAAAGUUCGCGACGUACAUGCAUGAGGCCGGUGAACGGGAGAGUGGAACCAGCAUGAUCCAUCUUGAAAUUCUUACUGUCAAACCAGUGCCCGAACUCGCCGCAUCUGAGAUCGUCCUCAAGGCCACCGUUCUACCUAUCCGCCUUCAUGUUGACCAAGAUGCCUUGGAAUUCAUGAGUCGGUUCUUCGAGUUCCGAGACGAGUCCAUCGAGGAGGCCAGUACGCCAGGAGACGUUCCUUUCUUGCAGCGUGUCGAAGUCAAUUCUGUCCAAGUGAAGCUAGAUUUCAAGCCAAAGAGAGUUGACUAUGCUGGACUUCGAUCCGGCCGGACUACAGAGUUCAUGAACUUUUUCGUACUUGACAACGCCAACAUGGUUCUGCGACAUGUCAUCAUCUAUGGUGUCUCUGGAUUCGACCGCCUCGGCAAUACGCUCAAUGACAUCUGGAUGCCGGAUGUCAAACGGAACCAGCUUCCUGGAGUCCUGGCAGGUUUGGCCCCCAUUCGGUCUCUGGUCAAUGUCGGAGGCGGCGUUAAGGACCUGGUAGUUAUCCCCAUGCGCGAGUAUCAGAAGGAUGGGCGGAUUGUGCGCAGCAUUCAGAAAGGUGCUUUGGCCUUCGCCAAGACCACUUCCAACGAACUUGUCAAGCUCGGCGCCAAGCUAGCUAUCGGUACACAGACGGUCCUUCAAGGCGCGGAGGAUUUGCUGACAACUCCAAAUGCCGCUUCUGCCGUGUCGGACGAGAACCGCGAUGACGAAGAUGAAGCGAAGAAAAUUUCCCUCUAUGCCGACCAACCGAUUGGAGUCGUCCAGGGUCUACGAGGCGCUUUCCGUGGCCUUGAACGCGAUCUUCUCUUAGCACGAGACGCCAUUGUCGCCGUGCCUGGGGAGGUUGUUGAAAGUGGCAGUGCAACAGCAGCCGCCAGAGCCGUUUGGAAACGCGCUCCGACAGUGGUCCUCCGGCCAGCAAUUGGCGUUUCCAAGGCCGUGGGACGUACUCUACUGGGUGCUGGCAAUACCCUAGACCCGAGCAACCGGCGCAAGAUGGAAGAUAAAUAUAAACUCUACUAA